Molecule: messenger RNA, 1924 nt
Organism: Andrographis paniculata
Lineage: Eukaryota; Viridiplantae; Streptophyta; Magnoliopsida; Lamiales; Acanthaceae
Exons: 12
Coding region: 163-1884 (573 amino acids)
Biological process (GO): protein phosphorylation
Molecular function (GO): ATP binding; protein serine/threonine kinase activity
Source: RefSeq, a predicted model, not a curated record
UUUGAUCAUUCUUUUGACGGAAGGCCAUUUUUUUCUAAAAAAGCCCGGCUUCCGUUGCCUUCUUCGCGGCGCUGCACCGUAAACCCUAAUCUUGUUCUUCUUUCUCUACAUCGAACUUUUCGGGGAUUUUUGUCGCGGGCUGGACUACUCCCUCGGUGAAAGAUGGCGGCUUUGGCCCCCGAGAAAGUUAUUUCUGCAUUUGAAAGCAACACAGAAGAAAUAGAAGUAGGAAGAGGAGAAGAUGCUUCCCACGAAUUCGAGGAGAAGGAAGAAGAAGAAGAUUUGUUGUUCUCAUCAGACUCUGAAAUCGGGGAGGCCUUGGAUUACUUGGACUCCAUAGACGAUGCAGAAGGCGGAGUAGUGGAUGGCGGUUCAUUCACUCUGCUGAAUGCGAGGCGGCCGAAUGCUCACGGUGGACUCCACACCCGCCCCAACUCCUCUUCCCUUCAGCCUAUAUCCAAUAAGUCCCAGAAGUUCGCCAAUCACUUUAGGGCGUCACCCUUGGAGGAGUGGGAGGGUAGGUUCAAUGCUGGGAUGUCGAACUCAGUUACAACUGCUAUUCGAGACAGCGUUCGUGAAAUGGCUAUUGGCAAAACUAAAACAACUGAAAAAGCUGAUCGUGCAACUGUUGAGCAGGCAAUUGAUCCUAGAACUCGAAUGGUUCUAUUCAAAAUGCUGAACCGGGGUGUAUUCAAUGACAUCAAUGGCUGCAUUUCAACUGGAAAAGAAGCCAAUGUUUACCACGCUACUAAAUCUGAUGGUCAAGAACUGGCAAUCAAGGUUUACAAAACUUCAGUUCUUGUAUUCAAGGAUAGAGAUCGCUAUGUACAAGGUGAUUACCGGUUCAGAUAUGGGUAUUGCAAGCACAACCCCCGGAAAAUGGUGAAGACCUGGGCAGAGAAAGAAAUGAGGAAUCUUAUGAGACUAAGAGCAGCAGGAAUCAGAUGUCCAGUGCCACUACUGUUGAGGCUGCAUGUUUUGGUCAUGGAAUUUAUAGGCAAGUCAGGAUGGGCUGCUCCUAGACUCAAAGACUCUGGCUUAUCUCUUGAUAAGUUGCGCGAAUGUUAUGUGGAGAUAAUUAUGGCAAUGCGGACAUUGUAUCAAAAGUGCAAGCUAGUGCAUGGCGACCUCAGCGAAUAUAAUAUACUUUAUUUUGAGGGUCACCUUUACAUAAUUGACGUUUCACAAGCAGUUGAUCUUGACCAUCCUCAGGCCCUUGUCUUCCUUCGAGAAGAUUGUCUUCAUGUUUCAGAUUUCUUUAGAAAACAUGGAGUAGCUGUUAUGACAAUUCGGGAAUUGUUUGAGUUUAUAGUAAGCCCUGAUAUUGACGAUGAUUCAGUUGAUAGUUAUCUAGAAAAGAUUCAACAAAAGAUUUUGGCAAGAGGUGAUGUUAUCUCUGCUGAGGAAGAAAUUGAAGACUCUGUGUUUGUUCAGUCAUUCAUUCCGAAGACCUUGGAUGAUGUGAGGAAUGCUGAAGAGGAUGUGCAACGUAUCAUCAGUGGAAAAGACACUCAGGACAUGUACUAUCAAACUGUAACAGGCCUUAAGAAGGUUCUUUCUUUGAGCAAUCCCUCCCAGGCACAGGAGCAGCAGCAGCAGCUGGAAUACAAUGACAAGGCUGCGAAAGAUGAGCCCGCCAACUCUGACAGCCUAGUUGAUGAAGAAUCUGAAACUGCUAGUAAUGAAAGUGAUCAAGAUUCCAGUGACUCCGAUUGUGAUUCAUCAGCUGAACAUGAUAGGCAGACACCAGCGGACAGGAAAGCAGCCAGGAAAGAGAACAAGAAGAAAGUUAAAGAAGAAAAAAGGGAGGCUCGGAAGAAUAAAGUUCCAAAAGCUGUGAAGAAGAAGAAGAAGAAGCUGGCUAAAGCCAAGAAGUACCGGUGAGAAAUGCAACAGCCUUACACCUGUAAGUAACAUAGAAAGA